GCUAAAUUUCACAUCAACCACUACCUCCACCAUGAAGUUUCAUGCCAGUGAGCUUUCAAGUGGAAAAAACACCCCAAAAAGGCUGUUCUUGCUAGCUCUUAGUCUAACCCUAAUUUUCUUCAUCAUAUUCCCUCUAUGUCAAUUAAAGAAUUCGCGAUCGCCUCUACCGUCUCCUAAUCUUCAUGUAAGUGAUCUUGGAAGCAGAGAAAGAGUUAAGGAAUGUGAUAUUUUUACAGGAAAAUGGGUGCCUUAUUCCAAAGGGCCUUAUUACACUAAUGCAACUUGCAAUUUGAUGAUUGACCAACAAAAUUGCAUGAAAUUUGGAAGACCUGAUACAGAGUUCAUGAAAUGGAGAUGGAGACCAGAUGGAUGUGAGCUCCCUUUGUUUAAUGCAAAGCAGUUCUUGGAGCUUGUUAGAGGGAAAUCAAUGGCCUUUCUUGGAGACUCUGUGGGAAGAAAUCAAAUGCAAUCACUAUUGUGUCUCCUAGCCAGUGUGACCCAUCCUGAGGAUGUUUCUCAUGUUUAUACAUCAGACACGACAUAUUUCAAGUACUGGUUCUAUGCUGAUUACGGAUUUACCUUAGCAACAUUAUGGUCUCCAUUCUUGGUAAAAUCUUAUGAUGCAGACCCAGAUGGGCAUUCCUUAAACAGCAUCAUGAGCCUUUAUUUAGACCAAGCUGAUGAUGCAUGGGCGACUCAGGUCGAAAGUUUCGAUUAUGUAAUCAUCUCUGCCGGACAAUGGUUCUUUCGUCCGCUAAUAUACAACAUAAAGAAUCAAAUUGUUGGCUGUCACAACUGCAAUAACCAAAACAUCACUGCUCUUUCAAAGUACUAUGGAUACCGAAUGGCUUUUCGAACUGUGUUUAAGACGCUUCUAAAGCUAAAAGGAUACAAGGGGAUGACAAUUUUGAGAACAUUUUCGCCUUCACACUUCGAGAAUGGGGAGUGGAAUGCAGGAGGCAAUUGUGGGAGGAUAAAACCCUUUACGAGUGAAGAAAUGAGGCUAGAUGGAUAUAACUUAGAGUUCUAUUUGACACAGGUUGAAGAACUAAGGAAAGCAGAGAAACAGGGGAGAAAAAAGGGUUUAAGUUUCAGGUUGCUUGCAACUACUGAAGCAAUGUUGCUAAGGCCGGAUGGGCAUCCGAACCAUUACGGGCAAUCAUUGCGCACUCGUCGGAAUGUGACCAUAGCUGACUGCGUUCAUUGGUGCUUGCCGGGCCCUAUCGACACUUGGAAUGAGUUUCUGCUCUACAUGAUGAAAAGGGAAGGUCAUACAUCUUUUCUUGAGAAGCUGCAGAAAACUACUGCUUAAUGUUUAUAAGGAUAUAUAGCAGUAAAUACAUUGUUACAAAUAUGUUAUUGCCAAUACUAUUUGAGAGUAUUCUUUAUACUGUAACGAUUUGCUAUUUUUAUAUGUAAAUUAAAAGGUGAGAGAUUUUCAGAUAUCUCUCAAAUUUUCCUCA
Jatropha curcas is the source of this 1463-nucleotide messenger RNA. Its product is annotated as protein trichome birefringence-like 19. Gene Ontology annotation, cellular component: Golgi apparatus. Gene Ontology annotation, molecular function: O-acetyltransferase activity. Lineage: Eukaryota; Viridiplantae; Streptophyta; Magnoliopsida; Malpighiales; Euphorbiaceae. The record is from RefSeq and is a predicted model, not a curated record.